Molecule: messenger RNA, 1306 nt
Organism: Agelaius phoeniceus (red-winged blackbird)
Lineage: Eukaryota; Metazoa; Chordata; Aves; Passeriformes; Icteridae
Gene: BCL2A1
Product: BCL2 related protein A1
Biological process (GO): release of cytochrome c from mitochondria; extrinsic apoptotic signaling pathway in absence of ligand; negative regulation of apoptotic process
Cellular component (GO): mitochondrial outer membrane
Molecular function (GO): channel activity; BH domain binding
Source: RefSeq, a predicted model, not a curated record
AUGGAAACUGCUGAGUUCUACUACGUUUAUUACUUAGCUCAGGACUACCUGCAGUAUGUGCUCCAGGAAUCACACCUCGGACCAGCCCAGACCAGGGUUGCUCAUGUCUUGAGGACCAUAGCAUCCUCCCUGCAAGACCAAACCGAGGAGGCUCUCAGGCCACUCCUGGACAGGAUUGACAUCACCUCUGUAGCUGUUGCCAAGAGAAUUUUCAAUGGAGUCAUGGAUGAAAAGUUUGCUGAUGGAAAUACUAACUGGGGAAGAAUUAUGACCAUAUUUACAUUUGGAGGUCUUCUCACCAAGAAGCUUCAAGAGCAUGGGGUUCAGCUGACUGCAGAGGAGAAGGAGCAGAUCUCUUAUUUCAUCACAGAGUACAUCAUAAACAACAAAGCUGAAUGGAUUGAUGCAAAUGGUGGCUGGGAAAAUGGCUUCCUAACAAAGUUUGAAAGAAGAUCACUACUGUCCUUCUCCAAAAUUACAGCCCUGUUCAUAGCUGUUGUUUCCUUGUUCAGAGAGUACUACUGAAGUAAAAGGAUCUGCCAUUCCUGUGUAAUCUAGAUAUUGCCACAAACUUCACUUCUCAGCCUUCCUCCAAGCAAUAUCAACAAGAGAAUGAUUUCCUUCCAUAAUUUGUUUUUAAUUUAUUUGUAUUUAUUUUGACUAAAUACAAUGUUUAACAUGCUAUCCUAAUUACCAAAUCUGAAGAUGAGAUCCUUCCAAAGGGGAAUCUGCACAACAUCUUGCAGCAAUUCAAGUCCACCUUUCCAGGCAGGAUUGCUUUGAGAUCAUUUUCCACAUCCAGACAGCUCUUGGAAUUUCUCUUGCAUCUCCAUGAAAGGACAUUGUUUUAGUGAAAUACAAUCCAAUGGGUUAAGAAACAAGUUUUUAUGUCAUUUGUUUUGUAAAUGAAAUACUACUGUAAUGCAUUUUAUUGCAAGCUCUGUAUAAGUAAAAGGGGGAGAGGGGGGAUUUUUGUGAAGAAAAAAGAAAUGGGAACUCCAAUAUAGAACUGGGUAGAAGUUACUGACACAGGCUAAGCAAUUUCUGUGGGAAGAACUGUUUGUGGAAGCUAGCAACUUAAAAAUGUGCACUCACUUACUGUUAUAGCAAUGGUAUGUGUUUCUGUGCUGUAUUUUUUUAAUAGCUCACAUCUACAAUGAAUGUUCUUUCAUAUUUGUGUGAUGUAGUCAUCUGGCUGAACGUUUUUUAAACUAGAAUUUAAAAAUAGGCAAGUAAAAAUAUUUCUUAAAUGAGAAAUUUGUGUAAAUACACUAAUAUUUUAAGAAAAUACAUUAAAAUAUGUAUU